Messenger RNA from Heterostelium album PN500, 1839 nucleotides. It is a transcript of the gene vti1A, whose product is annotated as v-SNARE family protein. The record is from RefSeq and is a predicted model, not a curated record. The transcript is spliced from 9 exons. Gene Ontology annotation, biological process: vesicle-mediated transport; vesicle fusion; intracellular protein transport. Lineage: Eukaryota; Evosea; Eumycetozoa; Acytosteliales; Acytosteliaceae. Gene Ontology annotation, molecular function: SNAP receptor activity; SNARE binding. Gene Ontology annotation, cellular component: endoplasmic reticulum membrane; SNARE complex; ER to Golgi transport vesicle membrane. Bases 1 to 1839 code for a protein of 612 amino acids.
AUGAGUGAAAUAACAUUGGGAUCGGUCAUCGAGUCAACCGCGCUGAUAAACGAUGAAUUUGUAAAAAUAAAGUGCAAUUGUUCAGAUGAUGUCGAAUAUCUUGAUUUCCGCUCGGUGACACCUUUCAACGGCGAAUAUCAAUACAUUCUGAAUUGGCACAAAGAUUCCAGCGAUGUCAGAAUUUCAGUGGAGAACGAGAAUCUCAGACCGAUGUUGGUCGGUGUUGAGAUGGCCUAUCAUAAAUUCCAGCAGUCCAAUCACAAGUACUUCAAUUUGACAGGUCUCCAGAAUAUCAAAGCACUACAACACUCUAGUUGCUCGGAAUCCUCCAUUCUCUUUGAGUUUGUGCAAAAGGCCGAGAAGGAUUUCAUGUUUGUUUUGUUUGGAAUCAAUCCGAGCGUCCAAUUGGAUAUCAAAGCGUGGGAUGCCUACAAUACGCCACUGGAUUUGGCAACAUGGAAAACAGUGGACCAAGGACUGCUCUCAGAGGAGGGAAUGAACUCCAAUUUGCUUUCGAUUACACGACCAAAUGCCGAACGUUCCAAGGAUUCGAAACCUCUGGGUUCGAUAAAGUUGGAGGUAGACAAGAACAGCUUCCACGGCUACUUGAUUCUUCGUCCGAAUGUUCGCGUCGCCAAAAUGAGAGUUCACGUAAAGAACAAUUGUGUUCCACCCAAAUGCGAUAUGGUAACACUCUACUAUUCGUUGUUGGCAUUGUCUUGUGAAGGUACAUCAACAACAAAACCACCCGUCGUAACGUUCCCACCCACAAAUCCACCAACAACAAACUCAUCAAAUGGUGGCAACAACGUAGAUCCCGCCGGUAAAUUCACAAUCUACGGUCAAAUCGUAAACGAUACUUUGAGAGAUGGAAUUCUCGAGUUGGACAAAGAUAAACCAUUCGAAGGUUUGGUAGUUUCGCUAUUCACUACAAAGAGUUCCCUCAUUCCAGUGAUGACAACACUCACCAAUGCAACCGGUCAAUUCCAAUUCAAAGACUUGCCGUCUGAGGAAUACCGUUUGAGAGACGGUACCACAUCGAUCUACUUGAACCCAGAGAAUCCAGCGAUUCGUCGUAACAACAGAAACGCAGUGAAACCAUUUAUCAUCUUUGAAACUAGUUGUAAUUUAGCAUUAAAGAUAGCAGUUAGAUUAGGUAGUUGGUUAAUAGAUCAAAAAAUGGAUGCUUUUGAAAGAAUUGAACAAAACUAUCAACAAGCAUGCAAUACUGUCACAAGAAGAAUUAAACAAUUGCCAAACUUUAAUGGAGAGAGAAAGAAAGAAGCUGUUAGAGAGGCUGAACAUGAUAUAGAAGAAGCAUCAACAUAUAUAAAUGAUAUGGAGAGAGUAGCUUCCAAUCAUCCACAAAGAAUUAGAUUACAACAAAAGAUUAAACAAUAUCAAGCUGACAUUCAGCGAUUCAGAAGAGAAGUAAGCAAGGCAGCGACAACCUCCAAUGACUAUAACAGAGACAAUGGUUUUUCAUCUGCACCAGAAGAUUAUCAGUCUCAAUAUGAUAAUCAAAGACAACAUUUAUUGCAAGGAUACGAAACAGUGAAUCAAACAUCCGAUAGACUUAUGAGAGCAUCACAAAUCUCUGCACAGAGUGAGGUUAUUGGUGAAGCUAUCCUUACUGAUUUGGGUCAUCAAGGUCAACAAAUUAGAGGAAUGAAGAAAAAGUUGGAUGAAACAGAUGCGAAUGUCAGUGUUGCAAAUAGAGUUAUCGGAAGUAUGGCAAGGAGAGUUGCCACCAACAAAGUUAUUUUAUCAUUUAUCAUUAUAUUGCUUUUAGGUAUUAUUGUAUUAAUUAUCUGUUUGAAAUGGUUGCGUACUAAAUAA